AUGGAACAGCGUCGGAAGGAAGCGAGAAGCGAUGUGGAGCGGGAAGAAUGCAAAAUGCAAUAUCGCGAUGGAGCGCAGCGAUUCUUCCCGUUGGCAGCACACGGCGCUGUCAGUGCGCAAGUGCCGACGUGGUGUGGAGCUGCCUGGAAUUGGCUCAAUUCGGAAGAGUCAGGAUUGACUGGCGACGGCAACGCUCCGCACGUGACAGCGCUGUGGAAAUUGGUGAGACUUGUGUGCCAGCCGAAAUGUAACAAUCACGCGUUCUUUGACAGCUACGCUCAGGAGGGAUGCUUCUUCGUCGGAGGCUUACGCCGAGCAUUUCUACCGGAUGCAUGCGAAAGACAAUGA
Pseudozyma hubeiensis SY62 is the source of this 348-nucleotide messenger RNA. RefSeq lists its product as hypothetical. Lineage: Eukaryota; Fungi; Basidiomycota; Ustilaginomycetes; Ustilaginales; Ustilaginaceae. Bases 1 to 348 code for a protein of 115 amino acids. The record is from RefSeq and is a predicted model, not a curated record. The transcript has a single exon.